Alternaria rosae is the source of this 620-nucleotide messenger RNA. RefSeq lists its product as uncharacterized. The record is from RefSeq and is a predicted model, not a curated record. The transcript has a single exon. Bases 150 to 566 code for a protein of 138 amino acids. NCBI's taxonomy places the organism in Eukaryota, Fungi, Ascomycota, Dothideomycetes, Pleosporales, Pleosporaceae.
AUGGCUCCGGCAAUGGGGGGUCGCAGAGCGCGAGAAAAGCUGCGGGCUGAGGUGGGAGCGUACCGGGCGGCGGCGGCGGCCAUGCCCGCCUUGAAGGCCGGGCGCGCAGCUCGUGACAGCAUCAUGGCUACGAAUUGAGAUGAGUGGAGAUGGCGACAGCCGUGUGGUGGUGCUUCACUGCUGUCUUUGCUGAGCGGAAGCUCUCAUCGGGCAGUCGGGACACUGAAUUGCUUUCCGCGCUAACAUGCCAAGUGUCACGUGAGCUCCUCCAGCAGAGUACUCCGGAUGCGGUGCCUCUCACCAGCGCCGCCACGCUGGCGGUAGUCCGAGUGUAUUGUGAAGAGUGUCCUUGGCCUAUUCAGAUGCCGAUGAUGGCUAAAAAUGGCCCCAAAGACGACAUCGUCGUGACAACAUUAGGAGGACAUAGGCAUGAGAAAGGAAGGGACAGGUGGCAAGCACCACCCACCAAAGCCUUGACGCAGCGUUCUGCAUGUUGCGCAUCUAAGGAAAAGCAAGCAGCUUCCACCAGGACUGUGUUCACUGGUAGCCGAUUUGCAGCAUGUUAGUGCAUCGAUCGAUGGUGAGGUUACGCAUCUGCUGCAAAGGCCGAACGCCCGUGC